AUGUCUCCACUAGCUGCCAUUUGGCAAUCGUAUCAUUCCAACGUCAAAAAGGAUAGUCCAGUUAGCCAUUCGGAAAAGAAUAGAGGCUCUCUUCCAAGUUUGAGUAUUGAUGAAGUUGUUGUUCGGGUAUCAUCAGUGGAAAAUGGCCAUAGUCUCACUUGUCAAUCAGCCAUUUUGUUGAACGAAUUGAUUGCCCACACCCCCAAACCACAAACAAGUGAUGUUGUCGAAAUGUCUCAGGUAAGACCAGUCAGUGUAAUCUUUGGAACCAAGGACAACGUCAGCAUAGGAUUUCCCAAUCCCCACCACUCCCAAUCGAGCACAAGUUUCCCAAACAGUGUGAGUGGAUUCAAGUCGUAUACUGAGGAUAGAGACAAAAGCAAACGCGAAGUAGCAGAGUCACCAAGUAAUCCCUCAAGCUCGCAGUCAUUGGCAUCUGCCAACACUGUUGUUUCCUCGUUGCCAGUCUCACAAAUGUACCAAAAUCCACACAAGGCACUUGAACAGUCACAAUUGAGUCAAAUUGGUGUUGCUAGUGACUUGUACUCGUUGGUUGAGCAAGACUUGAGGUAUACACCUGCAUUGUACCGAGUGUCGCCUUUUGAAAUGGAUGUGGAUGCCGACAUGGAAGAGUCUCACGAAACUGGACUCUACUCAAUAUGUCCAAAGGAAUUGCAAUCAAACAGUUUGACCUGCCAUCAGCCCGCACCAAUACACCUCAAACUCAAGCGAGGAUUACUUGAUAACAUUCAAAAUGUGUUUAAUCAAACUAUUGAUGAUGACAAUGAGGGUGUUUUGGACUUAACUCAACAAGAAGGCUCAACUAUUCGUGACUGUGUCAUGGCGAUGUCAGCUCCUCCAUCAACUUCACCAAGACACUACUCCUUAUCAAGAUUGUCUACGCCGCAGUUGAACAAGUUGUCAAUGUUUAAAUUUGCAACAACUCCAGCCCCUCCGAAUACGUUUGAGACUCCUGUUGCACCUAAAACUACACCAGUAUCACAUGCUGACGUGUCUUCUGGUGACAGUCCUUUAGCUCAACCCGAGGACAGCGAUUAUUCUGAUGAAGCUGAUGUUGGCAAGGCCAUCUCCACUAGUGAACUUACCGCACCCAUAAAGUGGACAGACUCUUCUCAGUUUUAUAAUGGCGCCACUUUGGGUGUUGAAGCUUCGAGAUUGGAGGAUUAUAAGAAAGCAUUCUUUGACCAGUACACUAAAUCAUCCAUUUGCAAGAUCAAGAUGACUGAGUCUGACAAAAAGUAUUUAUCCAAAGACGAAUCAAAGGGAAACUACUACACCAUGAUUAACAAUUUGGAUAUCUUCACAUGCACUAAAUUUGCAACCACAAGAAAGUUCAAGUGUCCCGUGAAGGAGUGCCCUAUGCAUUUCCUAGGAAUUAAAAAGAGAGCUGAAUUGAAACAUCAUGUGCAUUACGAGCAUUUGAAGAAUGGAUUUGUCAAAUAUAGUUGUCAUCAAUAUGAAAAUGAAAUCAAGAGUAUUUUGUUUAUUUGCAGUAGGGAAGGUUGCGGUAAGGCUUUUUAUCGCUGUGAUUCAUUGAACAGACAUCUCAAUUUAGUUCAUGGUAAUUGUCCUGCCAAAGGUGUCAAGAGAAAGGUGGUUAUUGUUGAUAAAGAUGAAAUUGAGAAUGCUGAUGUUGCUAAUAAGGUGGCAAGUUAUGAGGUGGGUAGCGAUUUAGAUAGUCAGGCGAUUGCUGAGGGUGAAGUUUGCUCACGCGUGAGUAAAAGAAGCAGAUUGUCCAACUAA
This is a messenger RNA of Lodderomyces theae, 1764 nucleotides long. It is a transcript of the gene RME1, whose product is annotated as Rme1p. The transcript has a single exon. Bases 1 to 1764 code for a protein of 587 amino acids. The record is from RefSeq and is a predicted model, not a curated record. NCBI's taxonomy places the organism in Eukaryota, Fungi, Ascomycota, Pichiomycetes, Serinales, Debaryomycetaceae.